AUGAACUUUCGUGUUUUAAUGUUAAAUCCAUCUAAGUUAUAUGUCAAGUAUGACUUGGUAGUUGAGGUGAGGACUGGAGAGUUAAGCAGGAGUUGGGUGAUAUGGAGAUUAGCGGUGGCUUCUGCAGAGCUGGAACAAUUACUCCAGUCCCACCCAGAGAUAAAAGAUGUUGCAGUUGUUCCAUACCCUGAUGAAGAUGCUGGCCAGGUUCCCCUAGCUUUUGUGGUAAGGCAACCUCAAAGCUCCACGGGUGAAGCAGAAAUAAUAGAUUUUGUAGCCAAACAGGUUGCACCAUACAAGAAGAUAAGGCGUGUGGUAUUUGGCCAUUCCAUACCUAAGAAUGCAGCAGGAAAGAUACUGAGGAAGGAGUUGUUGAAUAAAAUUUUCAUUCGACGAACAUUUCCUAGGUUAUAA
Messenger RNA from Lathyrus oleraceus (garden pea), 414 nucleotides. RefSeq names its product 4-coumarate--CoA ligase-like 9. The transcript has 4 exons. Lineage: Eukaryota; Viridiplantae; Streptophyta; Magnoliopsida; Fabales; Fabaceae. Gene Ontology annotation, molecular function: CoA-ligase activity. The record is from RefSeq and is a predicted model, not a curated record. The coding region runs from base 1 to 414 and encodes 137 amino acids.